AGUGUGAAUUGGAGAAUCCGGUUCCCAAUUUUAUCGGAGUGAGAGUGGCGAGCGUGAAAAAUCAAAAAUGACGAAAUCGGACCAGGUUCAGUGCACCACGCGCACUCAUUUUUUCUUCCCCCCAAAAAGUCUUUUGGAAUUUCACUGUCCAAUUCCAACGUUAGCCACGCCUUUUCCUUUUAGCCUUGUCACUCAUCUCCUUCUCACAGUCCUCUCUCGCUUUUAAGACGACCAUUCUCUUUUCAUCGCAAUCGCAGUUCCAAACCCCAUUAAUAGUAUAAAGCUCAAGCUUUGCUUCUUGGCUGCCAAACAUGGCCUUCACUGAAUUCCGGCCACUCGAUGAGAAGUCGCUCGUAGACUACAUAAAGUUCGUCCCAGCUCUCUUUUCUAAGCUUGGCAACAACCUCGACGGCUUGACCAUCAAAGAAGUCGGAGAUGGUAACCUCAAUUUCGUCUACAUCGUCGCUGGUCCCUCUGGUUCUUUCGUCAUCAAGCAGGCUCUACCAUACAUACGUUGUAUAGGCGAAUCAUGGCCAAUGACAAAGGAACGAGCAUAUUUUGAAGCAUUGGCAUUAAAGGAACAGGGCCAUUGGAGUCCUGAUCAUGUUCCAGAAGUUUAUCAUUUUGACCGUACUAUGUCGUUAAUUGGCAUGCGCUACUUGGAGCCUCCACACAUUAUCCUGAGGAAAGGUUUGAUUGCUGGGAUUGAGUAUCCAUUGUUGGCUGAACACAUAUCCGACUACAUGGCAAAGACUCUUUUCCACACGUCUCUUCUUUAUCAUUCCACCACUGACCACAAACAUGCAGUGGCUGAAUUUUGUGGGAACUUGGAGUUAUGCAGGCUCACCGAGCAGGUUGUUUUCUCUGACCCUUAUAAAGUGUCUCAAUAUAACCGUUGGACUACCCCUUAUCUGGAUCAUGAUGCUGAGGCUGUACGAGAGGAUAAUGCUUUGAAAGUUGAAAUCGGCGAGCUAAAAUCCAAGUUUAUUGAAAGGGCACAAGCCCUAAUUCAUGGAGAUCUUCAUACUGGUUCUGUGAUGGUUACGCUUGAAUCAACUCAAGUUAUAGAUCCAGAAUUUGCAUUUUAUGGACCAAUAGGUUUUGAUGUUGGCGCAUUUAUAGGAAACCUCAUUUUGGCCUACUUUUCCCAAGAUGGACAUGCUGAUGGUGGGAAUGAUCGAAAAAGCUAUAAGGAAUGGAUUUUGAGGACAAUUGCGGACACUUGGAAUCUUUUCCAGAAGAAAUUCAUAGCACUUUGGGAUGAGCACAAGGAUGGUUCUGGUGAAGCUUAUCUUCCUGCAAUUUAUAACAACUCUGAGGUUCAGCAUCUUGUGCAAAAGAGAUAUGUUGAAGACUUAUUCCAUGACACCCUUGGCUUUGGUGCUGCCAAAAUGAUAAGGAGAGUUGUUGGUGUAGCCCAUGUGGAGGAUUUUGAAUCUAUCAGUGAUGCUAAAAAACGAGCCAGUUGUGAGCGGCGUGCACUUGAUAUGGCAAAGUUGCUUCUCAAGGAAAGAAAAAAGUUCCAUGCCAUUGAUCAAAUCGUCACUGCUAUGCAGCAAGUCGCGUAAAUGGUGUAGCUCUGUAGUAAAAAGAGUUGACAGCCGGCUUAAAUCUGGGUUUUCUGGUGGAAAGGCCCCGAGUUUUUCUGUUUCAUUAAGAGUAUAGUAUUAGUAUCAAAGAAUAACCCGGGCUCUUACUGCAUAUGGUCGUUAUGGUGCUGUUCCAUUAUGACUACGUUUUCUUCCUUAUUGAUAAGUGGCAGUCCUGGUUUGUUGCUUCUCUUGAGAACAUACAAAGCCGUGCAAGUUAAUUGUAUGAUUUGUGGUAUUUUUAUACUUAUAUAUAACAGUGUAAAGUCGGGCUGCCCAACCCGACUGGAUCAAUAUGUCAAAUUUAAAACCUGCUAUCCAGUCCUGUAGGUAUCAAAUUAGGUUUAGGGCUUGGAUAUCAAACUCUAGAUUUAAAAUUCAGGUCCAAUUUGAGAGCCAAAAAUUUAAUGUUUA
Molecule: messenger RNA, 2003 nt
Organism: Ziziphus jujuba (common jujube)
Lineage: Eukaryota; Viridiplantae; Streptophyta; Magnoliopsida; Rosales; Rhamnaceae
Product: methylthioribose kinase
Exons: 6
Coding region: 312-1568 (418 amino acids)
Molecular function (GO): S-methyl-5-thioribose kinase activity
Source: RefSeq, a predicted model, not a curated record